Molecule: messenger RNA, 405 nt
Organism: Oncorhynchus nerka (sockeye salmon)
Lineage: Eukaryota; Metazoa; Chordata; Actinopteri; Salmoniformes; Salmonidae
Exons: 1
Coding region: 1-405 (134 amino acids)
Source: RefSeq, a predicted model, not a curated record
AUGUCUCCUGAAGAGAGACAGGUGGAGGACAAUGGACAUAAAGACAAGGAGGGUGUGAUGUCUCCUGAAGAGAGACAGGUGGAGGACAAUGGACAUAAAGACAAGGAGGGUGUGAUGUCUCCUGAAGAGAGACAGGUGGAGGACAAUGGACAUAAAGACAAGGAGGGUGUGAUGUCUCCUGAAGAGAGACAGGUGGAAGACAUAAAGAGACAGGUGGUGGAGGACAAUGGACAUAAAGACAAGGAGGGUGUGAUGUCUCCUGAAGAGAGACAGGUGGAGGACAAUGGACAUAAAGACAAGGAGGGUGUGAUGUCUCCUGAAGAGAGACAGGUGGAGGACAAUGGACAUAAAGACAAGGCUCCUGAAGAGAGAGGCUCUAAACUCUGGAUUAUCUGUGCUAUGUAA